This is a messenger RNA of Petromyzon marinus (sea lamprey), 6170 nucleotides long. Its product is annotated as rho GTPase-activating protein 24-like. The record is from RefSeq and is a predicted model, not a curated record. Gene Ontology annotation, molecular function: GTPase activator activity. NCBI's taxonomy places the organism in Eukaryota, Metazoa, Chordata, Hyperoartia, Petromyzontiformes, Petromyzontidae. Gene Ontology annotation, biological process: signal transduction; activation of GTPase activity.
AGUAGGAGGGAGAGCGCGAGGAUGAGUGCAGGACACCCCUGCUGGAGGGUGCUGGAUCCGUGGACGGUGAUGUUGUUGGCGGUGGUGUUGGUGGCCGGGGGAGAUCGCGGGGAUGAGGAUUCCCGGACACUUUGUUGAGGAGGCCACGGCUCAAGGAGGGCGUUGUCUCGCCGUCGUCUUCCUCCACACCGGCUGAGCGACCGGCGGACGGGCGUUGGGGGUGGGGGGCGGUGGGGUGAGCAGGAACGAAGCGGCAGUACAAACAGAGAGGGAAGAGAGCGAGAGAGAGAGAGCAAAAGGAGAGAGGGAGAAGGGGAAACGGAGCCUGCCUGCUCGUUCGUUUCCAUAGCAACCCUGGUCCGAUGCGGCCAGCGACUGCCAUGAAUGCAAAGAGGCUGAACGUGUGGAUUUGUGUGUGCUCCUGCCGUUCCUUCAGUCUAGUGAUGGCAGACGGCGCUGCCCUGGCGAGCCGUGGCGCUUCGGGCCAGGCCAUGGCAUCUCGAGCCGCGUCGGCCGCCGCCGCCUCCCUGCCGGGCUUCGCCGACGCCGCCGGGGUGGGCGCCGCUCUUUCGGCCGCGGCCACGUCGCAUGCCCAGACCGGCGGUCGCAGGGGAGAGGCCGGCGGGCAUCCGGGGUCGGCGUCCGGGUCGUCGCGCCGCGGGGUCCUCAAGAGUGGCUGGCUCAAGAAGCAGGGCGGCUUCGUGCGCUCGUGGCACGCGCGCUGGUUCGUGCUGCGCGGGGAGCAGCUGUGCUACUACAAGGACGAGGACGAGAACAAGAUCCUGGGCUCCCUGUUCCUGCCGGGGAGCCGCGUACUGGAGCGACCCCCCACCCCGGAUGACCCGAACAAAUACCUGCUCGAGAUCUUGUCAGGCGGGGAACGUGCCGGCGGCAGCGCGGAGAGCACCGUGCUCAUGGCGAGCUCGCAGAGCGACAUGGAGGAGUGGGCGCGUGCACUGCGGCGUGUCAUCUGGGCUCCGCUCGGCGGCGGCGUGUUCGGCCAGCGUCUGGAGGAGACGGUGCGCUGGGAGCGGCAGCACUGCGGCCACGCCACCGUGCCACCGGGCGCCCUGGCGGGCCUGCCUCCCGCGCCGCGUGUCGUGCAGCAGUGCGUGAGCUUCAUCCGCGAGCGCGGCCUCGCCGAGGAGGGCCUCUUCCGCAUGCCGGGUCAGGCCAGCCUCGUGCGCGACCUUCAGCGGGCCUUCGACUGCGGAGAGAGGCCCAGCUUUGACGGGAGCACGGACGUGCACACGGUGGCGUCGCUGCUCAAGCUGUACCUGCGCGAGCUGCCCGAACCCGUGGUGCCCUUCUCCGCCUACGCCGACUUCCUGGCGUGCGCCAAGCUGCUCAACGCCAAGCCCGAGCAGGGAUUUCUGGAGCUGUCGUGCCGCUUGCAGGUGCUGCCUCCUGCAAACUACAGCCUCCUGCGCUACAUCUGCAGCUUCCUGGACGAGGUGCAAUCCCACUCGGUCGUCAACAAGAUGAGCGUCCAGAACCUGGCCACGGUUUUCGGGCCCAACAUCCUGCGGCCCAAGACAGAAGAUCCGGCCUCCAUCAUGGAAGGAGCCCCCCUGAUCCAGCAGCUCAUGGAGGUGUUCAUUGCUGAGCAGCACCGCCUCUUCCUGCGGCCGUGCGUCGACGCCCACGCGUCCCGCCUGCCCCCGGGCAGCCUGGGCCGCCCCGAAGGCCUGCGCAAGGACGCCUGCAAGGGCCCGCCGCUGCUUCUCUCCGGCGGGGGGGGCACAGCGUCAUGUGGGCCGCUGGCCGGGGUCGGCCGCCCCUCCGCGUGGGGGGCCCUGCCGCUCUCCGAGUCCGACACGUGCACCAGCGGCUCCGAGCUGGGCGCCGCCGUCAUCUUCCGCGGCCGCUCCGGGGGCGGGGCGGGGUGCCGCCCGUUGCCGGCGGUGGCCGACCCGCUCGGGAGCCCGCGAGCCGCGGCCGCGCGAAAGGGCACGGCCGCGCUUUUCGGCAAGGGUGCGGUCGCGAACGGCUCGCUCGGCGGGGCCGUCGACGGCCGCGGCGAGGCGCCGUACCGCGCCGGGCCCGGCUGCCCCCCGACCGGCGGCCGCAAGGCCGGCUCGCCGAGGACGGGUGGCCCGCGGUUCGGCCCCGUGCCGCUGCCGCCGCCGCCGACGACGUCGCGGGGCGCCGCGUCCGACACGCUGGAGUGCUCGUCUCGCCUCUGGGCCGCCAACGGCUACGCCACAAUCCGCGAGCACAACCGCAGGCCCCCGGGGCCCGAGCGGGCCAGCGGGUGCCGCGGCGGCGUCGGCGCCGGCUGCGUCGGCGGUGGCGUGGGCGGCUCGGCCACGCUGCAGAGGAUUUCCACGUACGACAACGUGCCGGCCGAGAGCCCGUCGGCCGGCAACUCGGAGGAGCAGCGCAGCGUGGACAGCGGUGCGACGUGGUCCAGCUCGUCGUGCGAGAUCUCGCUGGGCGACGUCGCGGCUUCCGCGUGCGGCUCCACGCCGGCGUGCUCCUUUCGCGACUGCGGCUACGGCGAGCUGCGGGGAGGGCGCGCAGAGCCGCGGGGCGCCCCCGCGCAGCUAGAGGGCCUGGUGGAGCGGGUAGAGGUGUGCGUGCGGAGCAGCGUCACCACCACCACCACGAGCCGCAUCAACGAGCCGGCGCUGCUGCCGCCGCUGCCGCUGGCGCCGCAGCCGCUGGCGCUGGCGGGCGGCCCCUGCGGGGGAGCCGGGCCGGGCGGGGCGGGGCCGCUGGGGUGCGAUCCCGACGGGUCGCACCACGAAGCUAUGCAGGAGCUCGUCGUGGAGCUCAAGAUGGAGUUGAGUCGACAGAAGGCCGAGUACGAGCAGAGGAUAAAAAGCCUGGAGGCGAGCGGCGUGGACGCCUGCCGGCGAGCUGAGCGCCUCUCCGAGGAGCUGGAGCAGGAGCGCGCGCGGCACCGCAUGGCCGAGAUCCGGCAGCGCAACGCGGAGCGCGCCCGUCAGGACGCCGAGGCGCGCAACCGCGUCCUCCAGCGGGAGAUGGAGCACUUCUUCGCGUCGUUCUCCGACACCGGCCAGCCCGAAAGCACCCAGAUGCCCAAGCGCCGCGGCCACCUGCAGCCGCGGUAGCCGUGGGCGUGGCGUCGCGGGCACGCCGGGUCGACCGACGACCCGACCUGCGUGACCUCCCACUAGGGGGUCCGGCUGUCCUUUGCCUCUACGGCGGAUUGCGGUGAUUGGGACGCGAGCCCGGCGAUGGGUCGAGGUGUGGAGGCGGCGCCACGGUGCGAGCGUCAAUACACCGCCACCGCCGCAGAGGUCUCGUCCGUUUGUUGUUGUUGUUAUGCACGGGUCGACAGUGGCAGCGAGACAGAACGACUGUUGGUAAAAACGAAACUCGUGGCGGGAGAGCGCCAAGACAUCAGGGGGACGACUAAGGCAGGGCUUAAUUUCUCACUGGAUAUUUUCCCGGACGGACCCGGCCGAAAUGAAGCUCUGAGAAAUGAAGAGAGCCCACAUGACUGUGUUAGGCUCAAAGGGGGUCAGCGCUUUAGGGUCGCCGCCUUAGCGUCAGGGACUUUUUUGUUAGGAUCGGCGUCGGUCUCCCUGCUACGGUUACCGUGUUAGGGUUAGGGUCCUGGUGUGUAAAAGUCAGGGUUAUUGUGUAAGGGUUGGGGUCCGUGGCGUAGCUAUCGAGUGUGCAGGCGGUGAAACUGUACCGGGGCCCACGGCCUGGAGUGGCCCAGGUGCUGGGCUGCAAAGAAGGCGAGGAAAUUUAAUUUGGACAGGGAGUGGCCCCAUUUCGUACCUUGCUAUGGGGCUCGUGCCAAUUACGUUACGCCACCGAUUAGGGUAUCAUUGUUUAGGCUUGACGUUUUAGCACUAUGAUCACAGUGCGUUGGAGUGUAAGAAUUUGUAUUACAUAUAACGAUUUUGUAUGAGGUAUUCGGGUCAGGGUUAUCGCAUUGGCGUUAGGGUGCCCGUGUUAUCGUUAAGAGGAGAUCUUAAAGGGUCAUCCGGGCAUUUCCUCGUAGUGCCAUGGAUUGCCGGAGGCAGUAUGAGUUAAAUAACAAUGCAAUUAAUAUAAUUUGUGCGCGAUAAAUUAUGUUACGUUUGGGGUUACGGUUGGGGAUGAUGUUUAAUGUCGGAUACAUGGGGACAAAGUUCUAGUUUUGUUGGUGGCUACGAUCAGAGUUACAGGAGUGGCAGCGAGGGAUACAAUCACGACCGCCUGGGUUCUCGCGGUUCGUCCUGCACAGCUCCCCGACGCGUUUUCGUUUUGUACCGAGUGUCGUUCGGCGCGACCUUCCGACGUUUCUCUACCACCCGCUGGGAGCUUCAAGGGAGCUACCGACGCAUGGAGCUGAAACGCCGCGGGGCGUUGUGCCGAACGACACACGGCGCAGCCGGGAACGCGCAUCGGUAGAGGAAGAACAUUCCGGCCUUUGGACGCGAGAGAGCUCAAGGUCGACAUGGGACUGUUCUGAAGGAGCGAUGGCGACUUUUGCCGCAGCGGCGGCAAUUCAUCUCGGAGUGAUCCCUCCACCGGACGGACGGCAACGGAUGUCGCCUUUCCCUUUUUGUCCACGGAGAAGGCAACAAAGAUGAACAGCUUCGAUUUCUGCGUCGGGCGAAGACUGGGGACAGACAUUUCUUACGGACGCUAACCAAGGUGCUAUUUGAGUGAUGUAGGCAAUGCGGCAGCGGCGUGCCGGACUCUGCGGCGCGUCCGUGCUUACGUACGGCAGGACCCUCCUAAUCGUCGGGACAGAGCCACGCACACUUCGGUUGCUGCUACGCCCAGACUCACAAAGCUCCAGGCCAUGAGAUUUUCUUCACCGUUAGCCAUGAAACCAAAAAUGAAAUCCCUCUCUUACUCCUCCCCACCCCCGGCGCACGCGACCGCUCCUGCCAGGUGGCCGGUGGGCUGGGUUAACGUCGAGCCGUGAACAGCUUUGCGUUAAAAUUCAUGACCCCCCCCCCCCCCUUCCCCCCAGCCAGAAGAUGCUCACGGCGCUUUCGCGUGGAUUUUGCUCGCAGGGUGAGAUUGCGAGCGCCCUCCCCCACCCCCCGCAAUGAUCACAUCGCCCGGAACGUGCCCAGUCUCGUCAGGUCUCGAAAGCCAAGCCAGGGUUGAGCCUGGGCAGCGCUUCAGAGGGGUGACCGCCGUGCAUAGCAGGUCGCUUGGAGGAUACGGGGCGGCGUCGUCAUGGGCAGCAGAGGGCAGCGCAGCAAAAGUCCAUCGUUGCACUGUACUUCUACGCUUUCCGCUCUUCACCAACGCGCGUUGAUUAGCGUGGCGAAGUAUGCUCAAAUAACCCCCCCACCCCCCUCCCCCACGACCCGCACGGUGUGGGGAGGUCCUUAUCCAGCCUUGGAUUCACAAAUGGGAUGUGCACGUAGCGUGUACAGUCACGGCGGUCGAGGCAAAACGGGAGAGUGGACGCGGCGCAGUUUCCAGUGACAAAUUGUAACCGUAUUAAAUUGAAAUGGGUUACAUGGACGGGAACUGUCCACUCGUGGCGUGGGCUCUCAGGACAUCGAGGUUUUAAAUCCGUGUGAAGCAAGGGGAGCACAACUCCGGUUCCGCGGAGCAGGCAAAAAAAAUCUACGUUUCUAGGUUUCCGUUCCAACCGAGCUCUCAUUGGCUCGAGCCCUUAAUUGACGAUAUAAUUUGUUCAGACCUUAUUCAUCGCCCGCAGCUAUGAAGCAGUGGGAUAUUCUGCACUAUCUGUACAGCCUGCAGGGGUUGUGGCCCACAAGCACUGGAGUUGUGCACUCCUGGUGUCAGGUAAUCAUGAGUCUGGUCCAGGUUGUUCAUUAUAUUUCCUCACUCCGGGUUAUGUCCAUCUGCUGCCCUGGCAACAUCAUUUGUACCCCCUUUUUCCCACGGGCACAUUCCAAGCCAAACCAGCACCGGGCCGUCACGGUAUGGUGUGGUUUCCGCUGGCUAUUUGCCAUUCCGAACAGCAAAAAAACAAACCGUGUCUACGCUGGCCUCACACGAUACGACACCGGAAUCUGGCUCGGGGGGGGGGGUAGGGUGGGGGGGAGGCCAAGCAGGGCCAAGGGGGCCGGGGCUCACGACGUCACGCUCAUUUGCGCGUGACGUCGAAACGGUACCCUGCGAGGAUGUGGCGUCCACUGAGCCGCCACCGGCGCGCGUCUCGGCCCUUCCGUUACACGUGACGUGUCAGCAGCACGGUUCGGCUCGCGCCUUGG